GGGCUGAUGGGAAUUCAGUCUUUGGUGCUGGUGAAGGUGUUGUGUGGAUGAACAGAGUCGAGUGCAGAGGGAAUGAGAUUCACCUGUGGGACUGUCCUCUCUCCCUCAAAAACCACACUGACUGCUCCAAGAAAGAGCACGCUGGACUCACCUGUGCAGAUGUUUCAGUGUCCUCUACUCCUGCCACAACAACAUCAGCUUCUCCUCCAGUUUCUCCUCCAGUGCGCUCAACAUCAGUCUCUCCUCCACAAACUCUCUCCGUCCCCCCAGUGCUUGUGAUUGUUCUGGGAGUUGUGCUCUUACUGCUCUUAGUGCCACUGCUUAUACUGAUUCAGCAGAACAGAGUGAUGAGGAGAGCUCUCUCUAAGAGGAGACACAGGAUGAAGACUGAGGCCGUUUAUGAAGAGCUUCAGCGGAGACCCACUAAUAGACAUAGUCUCCUCACUCAGAGGGGAAGUGUCCUUUCUAAAGAACAGCAUUCUGGGUAUGAAGAUGUUGAUAAACUUAUUUCAGCAAACUCUUCAGUAGGAGUCACCCCUGACUACUAUAAUGACAUCACCACCACAAAAGAGCAACAAAUGACACCAGAGGAUUAUGAUGACGCGAUCACUGCUGGUGGGAGACAUCAUGCUACAGAAGAAUUAUCAGAAAACUAUGAUGAUGUCGUCACUGUACAGCAGUUCUUCAAUGUUCAAACAGACUAUGAUGAUGUGGGGGAGGAGCCUGGAAAACAUGGAGAAACUGUAUAACUGAAAGCACAACCAAGGGUCCAGAGAGUUUAAGUUUAAUGUUUUAUCUGCAUUCCACCGAUGUUUACAUUUUGUACUUAAAUCUCCAUCAGUGACAAUAACUCUUUUUAACUCUUUUUGAAGUGCAACAAAUCAUACCAGAGAAUUAUGGUCACUUAUAUACUGAGACAUCUUGC
Carassius auratus (goldfish) is the source of this 925-nucleotide messenger RNA. RefSeq names its product antigen WC1.1-like. The record is from RefSeq and is a predicted model, not a curated record. Lineage: Eukaryota; Metazoa; Chordata; Actinopteri; Cypriniformes; Cyprinidae. Gene Ontology annotation, cellular component: membrane. The transcript is spliced from 8 exons. The coding region runs from base 48 to 749 and encodes 233 amino acids.